CUGGUUCCGGCUGCGGACCACCACGGGAACAGUCAACAAGGUGACUCCGAGGCGAUCGCAUAUCCUGGCCUGAUUCAGGCCGACCAUGGCUGUCGACGUCCAGUCGAUCCUCGCGUUCGGUUUCUCGAUCGUUCUUUUGUCGAAUUCGAUCGAGCCGCGACCGCAACGCGGUGAUUUCGAAUUUUCCGUGCAACCAGCGAACAACACGCCCUCGGCUAGACGGGAUUGGUCCUUGGAGGAAGGAUCGUGGGAUGGGUACGAAGACGAAGAAGACGAAGCCUGCGAUGAAGAUAAUUUCACAGGGAAAUCUAGAUCAUCGUUUUCUGAGAAUACUGGAAGAGGAUUCUCUUUUGUCGAUAUGUUCGAGUCGGUGUUCUCAGCGGUGUCUAACGGCAUCGGUUCCAUCGUGGCUAGUAUAAUUGGUCCGGAAAAAAUAUCGAAAGCACGAUCCGCAAGAGUGAAUUACAAAAACUAUCAGCUGAUCAGGGUGUACCCUGAUUCUGAGAGUCAGGUGAACGAACUGAGAGAACUCAGGGACGCCGAACCGGAGGACAUCAGGUUCUGGACGCAACCGUUCUACAACAAAUCAACCGAUCUAGUUGUUGCUCCAGAUCUAGUUUCCGAUCUGAAAACAUUCCUCAGGGAAAGAGGGAUCGAUUUUAAGAUACUGAUACCAAAUCUUCAGAAAACGAUAGCACACCAGAAUCCAAGGAUGUCGAAGGAGCAACGCGAGGAUCUGGUCACUAGUCAGGGACACAGCAUGACUUGGAAAAGGUACCAUCGAUACGCAGAAAUCGUCAGGUACCUCGAGUACCUAGCAUUCAAGUACCCCAGCAUGGUGGAGCUAAUAACAAUAGGGCACAGUUUCGAAGGACAACCAAUCAAAAUGGUGAAGAUCUCUACCGGCCCCAACAAAGAUGGCGAAGCGAAGCCUGCGGUAUGGAUAGACGCGGGCAUGCACGCGCGAGAAUGGAUCGGCACAGCCGUGGCGACCUACAUAGUGAGCCAGUUAGUCGAGAGGAACUCGAGUUACACGAAAUUGCUGGACAAUUCGGACUGGAUGAUUCUGCCUGUCGCGAAUCCGGACGGCUACGAGUUCAGUCACACCGGAGACAGACUCUGGAGGAAGACGAGGAGUAAUCAUGGCGAGGAUCAAGACGAUAGUCGCCUCCUGCGACUGGUGAGCCACUAUGCUAGGUGGUUCUGGGGGAAAUGCGAAGGGGUUGAUCCAAAUAGGAACUUUGGCUACCACUGGGGCGAGAUGGACGAGGGCGGCGCGAGCUCGGACCCCUGUCACGAAACAUACGCUGGCCCCCACGCGUUCUCCGAGCCGGAAACGAAGGCAAUGGCCGACUAUAUUCUGGCUAACAAGCGAAACAUUAGAAUGUAUCUGACGCUGCACUCUUACUCGCAAAUGUGGCUGGUCCCGUGGGGAUACACGUAUUCGAAACCGUCGGAUUAUUCGGAGCUGGCGGGCGCUGCCAAAAAGGCGAUAAACGCGAUUUCGAAGAUACAUGGCACCGAUUAUCAGCUCGGUCCAUCGGCUGACCUUCUCUAUCCCACUUCAGGAGCUUCCGAUGAUUGGGCGAAAGGUGUGGCUGGGAUAAAGUACGCGUACACGCUGGAGCUUCGAGAUCGUGGUACUUACGGGUUCCUACUUCCGGCAUCGCAAAUCGUGCCGACUUCCCGCGAAAUUUGGGCGGGGAUACGAACGAUCGCUCGGCUAGUCACUUGCAACACGUGAAAUUGUAGGGAAAACUUGAGAAUUAAUUAAUUAAUUGUCCCGUAAGAACGACUCCACGUAGGAGAGAAUUGUAUAGAAAACAGACGUGCGUCGUCUCGCACGUUUCCAACCGAAUGAAAAUAAAAUUCACCGACGAGUAUCUCGAUCUAUGUGUCUGGACUCAAGAGCUCGGCUCGAUCACGUUCCGAUCGUUGAUUACAGUAAACUCCGUUUGAUCGUGCGAUCGUCGAAUGCGUAUAAAGUUCAAGAGUCUAAUCUCGGAUCUUUGUUAAUCAGUAAAUUAUCGAGAUGAAUACGAGAUAGGUAAUUUUAAAUAAUUUCUAGUAACUGCGCUAAUGAUCGAUCGUGUAAAUAUUGUAAAGUAUAGUAAUUUAUUAUAGAAUUUAUAUUAUAGAUUUUUAUGUAUAUUAUAUAAGUGACCAGUAUAUUAUCUAAGCGACAUCUGGAACAAUGUAAAAAUUCAUGAAUAAAAAUGAUGUAUCGGAUUCGAGUGUGAUGGUCUGUUUGUUAAUUGCUGCUUGAAUAUCAGGGUACACGCUCGCUUUUAGUUGUCACCGAGAGCUAUUGUUAAG
Messenger RNA from Nomia melanderi (Alkali bee), 2316 nucleotides. RefSeq names its product carboxypeptidase B. The record is from RefSeq and is a predicted model, not a curated record. Gene Ontology annotation, biological process: proteolysis. Lineage: Eukaryota; Metazoa; Arthropoda; Insecta; Hymenoptera; Halictidae. Gene Ontology annotation, molecular function: metallocarboxypeptidase activity; zinc ion binding.